AUGCCCACCAACUCCUCCGCCAAAAAGGCUCGUCCCAGCAAGGGCUUUCCUCUGACCAAUGAGGUCAUGUUGCUCUACACGAUGCUUGACCUCCAGGAGGACCUCAAGCAUGAUUGGGAUGAGAUUGCUGAGAAGCUCGGCAUCAAAGUUGGCGCUGCCCGUAAGCGCUGGGAGCGUACCAGGAAUUCCAUCAUAGAAAGAACCAAGAAGCCUGAGGCUCAGGCAUCUGAGCAGGCGCCCGCCGAGGAUGAAGAGUAA
This is a messenger RNA of Penicillium pulvis, 258 nucleotides long. RefSeq lists its product as uncharacterized. The transcript has 2 exons. The record is from RefSeq and is a predicted model, not a curated record. NCBI's taxonomy places the organism in Eukaryota, Fungi, Ascomycota, Eurotiomycetes, Eurotiales, Aspergillaceae. Bases 1 to 258 code for a protein of 85 amino acids.